Molecule: messenger RNA, 2226 nt
Organism: Ictalurus punctatus (channel catfish)
Lineage: Eukaryota; Metazoa; Chordata; Actinopteri; Siluriformes; Ictaluridae
Gene: hoxa2b
Product: homeobox A2b
Exons: 2
Coding region: 469-1545 (358 amino acids)
Biological process (GO): regulation of DNA-templated transcription
Molecular function (GO): DNA binding; DNA-binding transcription factor activity, RNA polymerase II-specific
Source: RefSeq, a predicted model, not a curated record
CAAUCCAAUUUGAGUCGGAAAAAUACGUCGAAGAAAGUAGGCGGCGGGCAUUUUCUAUUUAAUAGCUUAUAGGCUAUAAAUACAUAUAGGCCUAUAUAUAAUAUAAUUUUUUUUUAUAGAAUUAUCCGUUAGCGAGCAUGUGGACAAACUGUUCACAAAAUGCGCAAAUAAACUAGCCCGUCCCUGAGAAUGAGGCGUUCCUGUUCGACUUUUCUCGAUCAAUCACGCGGACAGUGGCUCCUUUUGAUUAAACCCCAAAUUGUCAUUGGACAGAGGUAAUCAUGUGACAAGCAAUACGGUCCAAUUUCAACCUUGUCUCCAUGAAAGCAGUUUAAUGGUAUCGCGGUCCCCAUACGGCCGUAAUCAGCAAAAUAGUGAUUUUUUUUUUUUACACCGGGCACAAUAUUUCAUUAUUUCUUCGUAGGUCCCAAAUCUGUGCGCGGGGAAUUCCAUUAAGACUCGGAGGAGAUGAAUUACGAAUUCGAGCGAGAGACGGGCUUUAUCAAUAGUCAGCCGUCGCUCGCUGAGUGCCUGACAUCUUUUCCCCCUGUCGCUGAUGCAUUUCAAAGUUCAUCAAUCAAGAGCUCGACGCUUUCACGCUCGACACUGAUUCCUCCUCCUUUCGAGCAGACCAUUCCCAGGCUGAACCCGGGCAGCCACCCUCGCCACAGCCGCCCCAAGCAGAACCCGAACGGCUUGUGCCCGCUGCCCGCCGCCUCGUUACCCCCGGAGUACCCGUGGAUGAAGGAGAAAAAAGCUUCAAAGAAAAACCAGACUUCAGCUGCAGCCACAACCGACCCUGCACCACUCUACUUCUCUCCUGAAGGUUCGCCGGAGGUUUCUGACGGUGGCGGAGGUGGCGGCGGCACACGCAGACUGAGGACGGCCUACACCAACACACAGCUCCUGGAGCUCGAGAAGGAGUUCCACUUCAACAAGUACCUGUGCCGACCACGCAGGGUGGAGAUCGCCGCGUUGCUGGACCUCACGGAGAGGCAAGUAAAAGUGUGGUUUCAGAACCGGCGCAUGAAGCAUAAGCGCCAGACGCAGUGCAAGGAGAACCAGAACGGCGAGACGAGAGCUGUGAGCCUGGAGGAAAACACCGCUCAUGGCAAGGUUUUUUACGAACAAUCGGGAACGAACUCCGUUUCCGGGGCUCUCUUGGAGAACGAGAGUUACGCGUUCCAGCAGAACACUACGCAGAAUGGACACAAUGGAGAGUCGCCGAGCUCUACUGUUUCGCCCCUGAACAGUAAUGACAAAAAUCUGAAACAUUUUCCCAACCAGUCACCCACUGUUCCCGUGUGCGCCUCUACAAUGGCUGUGGACGGCGCAGCUGCUCGGGACAAUAGCACUCCUCCAGGCCUGGACGGCCCCAUGCACGACUUUCACGUUUUCUCCACAGAUUCCUGCCUGCAUCUCUCAGAUGCCAUCUCUCCGAGUGUGUCUGAGACGGUGGACAGCCCCAUGGGUUUAGUCACGGACUCAUUUGAUUUCUUCUCGGAGACGCUCACGACGAUCGACUUACAACACUUGAACUACUAACAGUUUUUGAGCACAAGGAAGCCCCGUUAUUUUUCUCUACGUUGACGGAUGGUCAGUCUGUUUUAAUUAUAACGUUUGAAAAUUAGGCCUAGACCAUUAGCCUGCGAAGGGUUAAGUUUAAUAUGAAUGAUUGAAUGAUUAAUUGUGUUUACAACGCAAAAACAAAAAAGAAAGUGAUAUUUUUUCGUUUUAUUUUUGUAUAAUCUUUGCUGCAGUGUGGCAUAUUUUCCUAAAAUAAAAUUUUUACAUUGCUGAAGAUAAAGGAAGGCCGCUGUGAUUUGCAUACAUUUGCUAAAUAUUUAUAAUACUUUGCUCCGCGCCAAAAGUGAAUUCAUCCCAUUAAACAGCCAUAAAAAAAAUCAUGCCAUAAAAAAAAUCAAAUGAUCAUGUGAAAUAAAUAAAAUAAAUGCUGUUGGAUGACAUGAUAUUCAGUCUAGUACGAAAACAAAAACCUUUUUUGUUUCGGUAGAUCCAAUAAUUUCUGAAGUGAUAUAAAUAUUGUUGUAACCUACAUGCACAUAUAAAAUCUCUGGAGCACGUUAAAGCUUAACAAGUGCAAGCUUAUUGUGAUAACCGCCGCAUGGGCUGCGUAGUUUAAUAUAAGCAAAAUAUAGGCAGAAAAAUAUAUUGCUUGUUUUUAAAGAAAAUUGUAUCAGCCAUAAGCCUUAACUGUUGAAUAUU